AUGUCCCCUAUUUCUGGGAAGGCUCUGUUCGCGGGGUACCUCAUGUUAUGGCUGAAGAGAGGAUCUCUCCGUUCUUCAAGGCGAAGGGGUCAUCAAACCGCUAGGGAGCUGUUCUCAGAGGAUCCAGUGGAGGACCCUGAGAGUUUUGACGCAGGUCUAGAAGAAUCUGAGGCUCCCGAGGUUCGAGCUCCUUCUCUUGGUCCCUCGUUGGAUGCCCCAAGAGAAUCUGAACACCCAAGACCAGCCCAGAGUCCAAGAGUUGGACAGAUGGGGGCUCCUCUUCUGUCUCCGAGUAGCUCGCUUCUCUCUAAACGUCAGCGGGAGACCGCGGCCGAAAGUUCUCGAGCAGAGGCGGCCAAGAAGACCCGUUGCGAUGAGACAGUCGAGACCGCCCGAGCGGCAGAAGGCCAGGAUAAUGUUUCCCAGGCAAGCAUCCCUGGAGCACAGACGGGAGUUCCAGUGACUUCUGUGUCCGCAUCAGGAGGUGCGGUUGAGAAAGUGAUCUACAUUCCUUCUGACGAAGAGGAGGAAGCUGGAGAUGACGAGGGGCCCACAGGCUCAGCUAAUCGUGCCCACGAAAUUGCUGGCAAAGAGGAUCCUCUUUCUUGGGCGGGUCGCUCGUCUGGGGAGACGGGCGAAUCUGAGGAGGAUGACGACGUCUCGAUUCAUGAGAUGUUAUCCAGUGAGGAAGAGGUGUUGGCUCGGGAGGAUGCGCCCGGCCAAAUAGAGAGAUCUCCUGCUCCUGCGGAAGCGUCGGCUGGGGAUCGUCCAUCAGCGCGAGAGUCUCUGUUUCAAAGGGAGGCUUCUACUCCGCAAGUGACCACUUCCUUGUUCGUUGAUGCUGUGACCGCUGCUCCGAGGGCGUCAUUGGUCACACCGGCUUUGGCGGCGCCAAUCCUUACUUCUACGGUCAUGACCGCAGGCACUUCAACUGGGAUUUCAUCCACGGUGGAGGAGGCUGCCCUUUCUCCCUUGGAGCGUGAGCGAAGAAGGAGUGCGGCACGAUCUGUGGCUGAUUUCCACGACACUCUAGCCGGCUGCAUCAAGCUCGCUUUGGAGGAGAGUUGUCCCUUCGAGAGUUUCGAAGAGGAUCUCGACUACAUCGUGGGCUUCUUAAUCAAGAGGCUUGGCCACACUGCGGCGAAGCCCUACUUCCAGCGUAAGGAGGAAGUGAAGGAAGCUGUUCAACGGUUGCUUGCUCUUCGCACGAAGAGUUCCAUUCUUGUGGAUCUUGCGACCGGCGAAGUCCGAGCAGCGGUGGAAGAACACGAUCGCCGUCUGAACGAGACCAUGUCGCUGGAGGCGAAAUUGUCAGCAGAGUUGGAGAAGGCCAAGGCUGAGGAUGAACGAAUAACCUUCGAGCAACAGAAGGCCGAUAACCGCGUUUCUCGCUUGUCUUCGGAGGUAGAGAAUCUGAAGCAGGUUAUAGCUAAGGCGCAGGCCUCAUUGGCCAUUCAAGAGAAGGCUCGUGAGCAGGCGGCCAAGGAGUUGGAAAGCAUUGAAUCUCGCCGGCAACUGACGGCUAAUUCCGUUGAGGAAAAGGAUCGAGCAUAUAGAGAUGUCAAAGAGACCGUCCAAGACUUGGCCUCUCGCACUGAGGAAGAUCUUCGCCAAGAGAUCCUGAGGAGGCUAGAGCAUCGUCAUGCUAGGGAGAUUUGUGAGGCGGAACUACGGUUGAAAGCCUUGUAA
Messenger RNA from Asparagus officinalis (garden asparagus), 1689 nucleotides. RefSeq lists its product as uncharacterized. The transcript has 4 exons. Bases 1 to 1689 code for a protein of 562 amino acids. The record is from RefSeq and is a predicted model, not a curated record. NCBI's taxonomy places the organism in Eukaryota, Viridiplantae, Streptophyta, Magnoliopsida, Asparagales, Asparagaceae.